Messenger RNA from Capronia coronata CBS 617.96, 3000 nucleotides. Its product is annotated as adenosinetriphosphatase. The coding region runs from base 1 to 3000 and encodes 999 amino acids. NCBI's taxonomy places the organism in Eukaryota, Fungi, Ascomycota, Eurotiomycetes, Chaetothyriales, Herpotrichiellaceae. Gene Ontology annotation, molecular function: metal ion binding; ATP binding; ATP-dependent chromatin remodeler activity. The record is from RefSeq and is a predicted model, not a curated record. The transcript has 2 exons.
AUGGGUGCUCGUCGUCGUCCGGCAAGAUCUGUCAGCGCAAUACAGACACCUGGUGAGUUAUCGCGACCCUGUAUCUCGUCGUGGUCGACCACUAACCGCCGCUUCGCAGCCUUCAAAGUCGCCACCCCCCGAGAACCAUCCCUGCCUGUACCUACGAAAACAUCCAAACGAACCACGCGGACCUCACAACUCGCCGAAAUACCUGAUUCGGACGACGUUGAAGACUUCCCCUUAUCAGAGUCGGUCUCAAAAUCCACGUUUCAAGGAGUGUUCGUCAAUAACAAUGUCACUACUUCUGCGAAACCGGGUUCAAGCCGCCCAGAUUCCACAGCGCCUUCUUCCAUUGCCGAUACCAUGGAUUCGUCAAGCUAUGAGACAGCCGGCACGAGCACAGUUCCAACUCCAAAUUUGAUUGACCAGAGUUCCAAGUCUAGAGUUGGGGCUACUGCACGAGCACUCCAAUUGCAGACGUCUCAGUUUGCUCUGCGCGGUGGUCAAGGGGCCUCGAAGAAACGAACAAUCCUGGACCUUGAAAUGGAUGACGAUGACCCUGAAGACAUGGAUUUCCAGCUUGCUUCCAGACUUCAAGCGGAAGAGUACAACGUGGUCGCAGACUCUGAGGAUUCUGACGCUCUACCGCUACCAAAGCGUCCUCGCACUCAGCGAAAACCAGACCGCGCUAUUGCCGGUUACGAGGAAGUGCUUGAUUCGGAGGAUGACAGCGAUGAUGAUAUCCCAUUAGCCAAGAGUCAGCGAACUCGUGCGGUUCAAAAGUCGUCCAACCAUAUCAACCCUACAGACGUUUCUGAUGAUUCCGAUGAAGAUUCCGAGCUUUCAUCGAUUGUGUCGGUGACCGAUACUGAUGCCUCAGAUUUUAUAGCCAAUUUGGGCCUUGGAACUGGUUCGCUGGCCGGUUACAAAGCUCUUGCGGCAGCUCAAUCAUCUGAUGACGAGCCGCUGGUACCCCGAGCUGGAAGACGUCGCGGCCGAAUACAUGAAUUCGGUGAGAUGUUCAUCCUCGACCCUGUUGAACGACGUCGCUACCGUGAACGCAAACGCCUUGAAAGAGCACAUCCGGAUAUCAAGACAAUGUGGGACAAAUUGGCUUCUGUUGCCCCCAUCAAACCUGUUCCUGCUCAACAGCCAAGCGGAAUCUCUCGUCAGCUCAAGGGCUUUCAACUUGAGGGCUUAGACUGGAUGAUGAAGCAAGAGAAGUCUCAAUGGAAAGGUGGCCUGUUGGGCGAUGAAAUGGGUAUGGGUAAGACUAUUCAAGCCGUGAGCUUGAUCAUGUCCGACUGGCCAGCGAAGAGUCCCACACUCGUCGUGGUUCCCCCCGUUGCACUGAUGCAGUGGCAAGCCGAGAUCAAGGACUACACCAGUGGGAAACUGAAUGUUCUUAUCUACCACAUCUCUGCAAACCCCAAAUGCAAGCAGCUGAGUCUGAAGGAUUUGAAGAAAUACGACGUCAUCAUGGUCUCCUACUCUGGGCUCGAAUCAAUGUUCCGCAAAGAGAACAAAGGAUGGAAUCGGAACGAUGGUAUUGUCAAGGAGGAGAGCCUGCUGCACGCCAUCAAGUACCACCGGAUCAUUCUCGAUGAAGCCCACAGCAUCAAGCAGCGAACAACAAGUGUGUCGAAAGCAUGUUUCGCCUUGAAGGCUGACUACAAAUGGUGCUUGUCGGGCACACCAGUGCAGAAUCGGAUCGGAGAGUUCUUCUCUUUGUUACGCUUCCUCGAAGUCAAGCCGUUUGCUUGCUAUUUCUGCAAGGAGUGCAAGUGCCGUCAACUGCAUUGGAGUCAAGACGCAUCGAAGAUGUGUACCAGCUGCAAGCACAGUGGUUUCAAUCACGUUUCCGUCUUCAACCAAGAGAUUCUGAAUCCCAUUACUCAGGGCGAAAAGGUCGAAUUGAGACAGAAAGGCCUCGACAAGCUACGCUUGAUCACCGAUCGUAUCAUGCUCCGUCGCAUGAAACGAGACCAUACUUCGUCCAUGGAGCUGCCACCCAAAGAUGUUGUCAUCCACAACGAAUUCUUCGGCGAAAUCGAGCGUGACUUCAGUCAGAGCAUCAUGUCCAACUCCAACCGCAAGUUCGAUACAUACGUUGCUCAAGGUGUCAUGUUGAACAACUACGCCAAUAUCUUCGGCUUGAUCAUGCAGAUGAGACAAGUCGCCGAUCAUCCAGACCUGAUCCUGCGCAAGAACGCUGAAGGCGGUCAGAACAUCUUGGUCUGCUGCAUCUGCGAUGAGCCGGCCGAAGAUGCCAUUCGCUCGCGGUGCCGUCACGAGUUCUGUCGUCAAUGUGCCAAGUCGUACAUUCAGUCUUUUGCCGGUGGUGGCGGAGGCGGAGACGCAGAUUGUCCAAGAUGUCACAUCCCUCUGGUCAUUGAUUGGGAUCAGCCAGAGAUCGAGCAAGACGAGGAGAAUGUCAAGAAGUCGUCGAUCAUCAACCGCAUCAAGAUGGAGGAUUGGACCUCUUCAACCAAGAUCGAAAUGCUCGUCUACGACCUCUACAAGCUCCGAAGCAAGAAACAGACCCACAAGAGCAUUGUCUUCUCGCAGUUCACAUCCAUGUUGCAGCUCGUGCAAUGGCGACUCCAGAAGUCUGGUUUCAGCACCGUCUUGCUUGAUGGCAGCAUGAGUCCGGCCCAACGACAGAAAUCGAUCGACCAUUUCAUGACCAAUGUCGACUGCGAAGUUUUUUUGGUCUCGCUCAAAGCCGGCGGUGUUGCACUCAACCUAACUGAAGCCAGCAGAGUGUACAUCAUUGAUCCAUGGUGGAAUCCCGCUGCUGAGUGGCAAUCCGCCGAUCGAUGCCAUCGAAUCGGUCAACGUCGUCCCUGCGUCAUCACACGUCUUGUCAUCGAAGACUCGGUCGAGUCUAGAAUCGUGCUGCUACAGGAGAAGAAGGCGAACAUGAUCAACGGCACGGUCAACAACGACCAGGUCGCCCUGGACAAGCUGACCCCAGAGGACAUGCAGUUCUUGUUCCGUGGUUCUUAG